Molecule: messenger RNA, 414 nt
Organism: Knipowitschia caucasica
Lineage: Eukaryota; Metazoa; Chordata; Actinopteri; Gobiiformes; Gobiidae
Source: the annotation of a GenBank genome assembly
AUGUCUAGUUUAGCGUACAUUAUCGAGGACUCAAUUGUGGACCCUCAGAAGCGGACCAUGACAACACUAACAUGGAAUAUUACUCAUGCUCGUCUCAUGUCUGUGGAGGAGCGGUGUGAGUAUGGCAUAUGUCCUGAGAAUGGAGGAUGGACUCAGAUAAAGAGAGAAGCUUGGAUCACUUCCAAUGUUUUUGGCCUUUCAAGAGCUAUUCAGGAAUUUGGACUGGCAAGAUUUAAAACCAGUGUUACAAAAACAAUGAAAGGUUUUGAAUAUGUUGUCGCCAAAAUACAAGGUGAAACACCCUCAAGAACCUUGGCAGAAACCGCCACUGAGCGAGCGAGGGAGACCGCGCUGGCAGCUAAAGAGAAGGCUAAAGGACUGGCCUCACAUGCUCAGAAGAAACAAUAUGUUUAA